This is a messenger RNA of Striga asiatica, 387 nucleotides long. Lineage: Eukaryota; Viridiplantae; Streptophyta; Magnoliopsida; Lamiales; Orobanchaceae. The record is from the annotation of a GenBank genome assembly.
AUGCCUGUAUGCCCAGUUAGAGUUACUGAAUACUCAAAUAUGCCAGCUGUAAAUACUAAAUCAAGCACGCUAAUUGAUUGUCAGUCCACAGUUUUACUGGCGUCUUCUUCAGAUAAAGAAAGAUCCAAGAAAGAGGUUGUUAUGGUUGAUCCCGUUGAGGCCAAGAGAUUAGCUGCAAAACAAAUGGAACAGAUUAAAGCAAAAGAAAGAUUCAAGGCAUCAAUUAACGGCGCAUGGGCCAUGGUUGGUCUCACUGCUGGAUUAGUCAUUGAAGGUCACACAGGAAAUACCAUCUUAUCUCAGGAACACAAUGUAUACUCAUCUGCUGAAUCUCCAGACAUUGAUUGUAAUAUGUUUAACAUUGAUGUUAAAAAGAAAAGGAAAUAA